CUUGGGAAGAACUGCUGCUAAUUCAAUACAAAGAAUGAAGUGCUAGUAUCUAAAUAGGCUGCAAUCUACUAGUGUCAGCUGUUGCACUUUAAUAUACAAGUAUAUGCAUUGUAACUUACUGCCUAUAUUUUUUAAAAUCCGUCAAACUUUAACCAAAGCUUCGCAAGAUUAGUACCUGCGAUAUGAAAGUUUUUAAUACCCAGUGCAUACAGUCAUGUCAAAAAUAAUGUCAUGAUAUUUAUUGGCUAAUGGCGGAUAAUUUCUGUCCGGCUCACUUGUGUUACUUACCGACUGAAACCCGGACCUGUCCGUGGUGAUGUCUGCGACGCAGCGUAUGAAAGUACAGAAUGAAAGGGCUCACGGGAACGUGAGGAAUCGUGGAAACGUCCCGAAAUCCUUGAAAUCACAGGAAUCUCAGUCAAAUAUGAAUGCUUGGAUUUUGGGUUUGAUAGUUUUUGUGGUGUGUGGUUCAGGUUGGAGUACUAUACAUUCAAACAUAUUUGUUUCCAGCUGUCUUCGAGAUAAUCCAACAUAUACGCAUGGCUUUCUGAUCGCUGGAUUUAUUCGUGACGUCUAGUCGCAUCGUUUUAUGUGAUAUCUGUAAAGCUCUUCUGUCUACAGUCAGACGGUUUCUUCCUCAUUAUACCUUAUUUUUAAUGCUUUCGUUAUGGCCUGUUCUCAUGGGACACUGGUUUAGCGUCAAUUUGUAGCCUUUCCCAACUAGCAGGACAGAACAGUAUCCAGGGGCGUAACAAGCUUGCGCUUAACGAGUCUCGUCUCGUGUGCCAGUAAGCGAAAAAGAGCCCCCGGCACUGCGACUUGAUAGGAUAUUUUUGAUUCUAUUAUAGUGGAAAAGCAGAGGCGUGCAAGGCGAACAACAGUAUCACUCAUCGGAACUAAGUAUAUUCGGGCCGGCCAACGUUUGUCUAUGCUACAUUUAAAUUCCUCCCGUUUCGCAUGUUAAUAGAACAGCAUUUAUUUUAAACAUGUGCCAGCCGGUUUGCGAAGAAGCUGACUCUUAACUCCAGCCUAGAUCUGCUGCUUCAAUUUCAUGCAAUGGCUCCGCACGUUUCUGACGUAGCUAAUUUAAACAUAUCGGUGGGCCUGAGACCACAGACCUUUGAUUUUGAACGUCUCUUUUAAGUCACUUCAGUCUGUGUCUUCUCACUGAAAACACCCAAGUUUGUUAACCGAUCAUACGAUAGCCCUUGCUGGCCUAUCAUUCGAGUGGCCAGUCUGCACAUCCUCAUUACAAAUAGUAUCUUUUUGCAGGUAUGGUCUGCAAGUCUGAACACAGUAUUCCAGAUGUGGUCUGACCACAACUUUGAACAUGGGAAGAAAUACCUGAGACGAAAUAACUUCUGUCGCGCUCUAGUAGCUGCAUGCAUGCGUUACGCCGAAGGCUUGAAGUCACUCGUCACGAUGACAAUUAGAUCACCUGCCUCGGUGACAAGUUGCAAUGUUAGGGACCCAUUAGUUAUGUGCACAGUAAACUCUUCAUCACGCGGGAUUAAGAUUUGACAUUUGCUGAUGUUCUGUGCUAAGUCCCACAAAGGUGAUCAAUUAAGAACGGUAGCAAAAUCUUUAGAAAACCAAGCACUGUCUUCCCUGUUUGCAAGCUUCAAGUCAUUAGGAAACAUAUAGGAGGGGUCUUCAAGUAGAGGGACCAAGUCAUUUAUAAACAUGAGAAAUAGCAACGGACCUAGUACUGAUCACUGGCGAACUCCACUGAGCAGUGCCGGCCGUCAAAAUAACGUCACCAACCCUGACACGGAAUUUCCUACCAAAGAGGAAUGCAUUCAGCAAAGAAAGCAGUUGAGGAGGGGUUCCAAACCAGGUCAUUUUUUCUAACAAAAAAGGAUGAUUCACCGAACCAAAACUUUUACUGAAGUCAAGGUAACGCACCUACUGGUAUGCCAUCAUCAAGACAUCGGUUUAUUUCAUCAAGGAAGCACACCAGAUUGGUAAGUUAUGAUUUUUAUUGACGAAGCCAUGCUGUUCUGUUCCGAUCAAGUUAGUAACAGCAAGGUGUUCACAGAUUCGAUUCCUAAUCAUCUUCACUAGACACUUGUGAAGAACGCUAGUCAGACGAACAGGAUGGUAGUUAUUGUGAGAUUUAGUACCACCCUUAUGCUUCCUUCCAAUCCUGUGGUAUUCUCCCCUCACAAAGAGGCAUGUUGUACAACUCAAGAACAGAAAGCUGGAGUAUGUCGGCAAUUGGCUGUGCAAUUACGCGACCUACUCCGUACCCAGUGCUAUCGAAGCUAUGCGGUAUUGAUUUGGUUCGUUCGUUCGUUCACUGGUGUGUAAAGAGCGGGAGGGGGGGACCCUUGUCAACUCCGUUGAUUCCGUUUCAGUGCAUGCUUGACGGAACUGGCGACGUCAUGCCUUUGGAGCUUGUUACCGUCGCAGUAGGUUCGGCAUUUUAGCAGUCAAUCAAAACUGCUGCCGGUGCAUGAUAGUAGUUAACAACAAAUAUGGAUAAUUUUCACCAUUUAUUGUCAUUUAGUUACCUGUUAGAGACCAAAAAUGUUCAAAUGGGACGGCUGGCCGUCCGUCUGUACGGAUAGGAUUGUUACCAGACGUGCAAUUUUUAUUAAACUUUUUUACAUCUCACGGUUACAUGAUUAGCGCGGCCCUGUCAACUGACACUGAAAUAGUCCCACAAGCCUGAAGCUAACGAUAGUCAUGAAAGAAUUUUUCAUGCUCACUGUUUAUGUGAUGACACUGCAACGGUACUGGACCACAAUUUGAUGCAGCGGUUUUCCCACAUCCAGACCAUUGAGGUAUACCCGGAAACUUUUGGUACCCUAAAGUUACUGCAAAUACACUGGUCCUCAGGUAAAGGUGUACAAUAAAGAGACGAGUCUCCGUGGAAAUGAUCUUUUUAGUAUAUCAUUACCGUAGUCUCGCCAAAUUGUGGUCAGAUAUCUUUAGCCGGUUAUUUCAGUUAGGGACAGUAGCAGUUCUGUCCUAUCCUGGGUUCCAUAGUUAUCCCAACCUAUCUACGCUCUGUAAUUUUGUAUGCAUUUUGCCGUCCUUGCGCCUCUUGUUUUGACAGUGUUACCCUGACUUCGGUUGAUUUGUGCGUUUCUACUAUGAGCUUUUGAGUAAUACGGCUGUGAUCUCAAAUGUUUUUUUCCUAUUUGUCAAUGCCAUCCGUGCCUUCAUCCUUGGUAUAGACUCGGUGUUUAUGGGAUAGUCGUUUGUCUAGAUGAAACCAUAUGGGUAUCGUUUCGAACAGCCGGUGGCCGAGUGGUCUGCACGCCUUGCUUGCAGUCACCGGUCCGAAUCUGCAUAGGAGUCAGCGUCCUCAAGGUAUACUCAGCCCGCGCGCGAUUUGUGGUGGUCGCGCGGCAGCGAAGCGCCGUUACGGCGUGCAGCUGACACAUUAUUACUUAUUAAUGUGUUUCUCUUAUCGUUUCGCUCCCACUGCACCUCCGUGAAAGCAACCAUGUUUUUAUUUGCGAUGAUUUUUAGUCACUGUUUAACUUCGGAACCUGGACCUUUUCUAUGUCCAGUCGCUGUGGUCGGCAGUCCAUCGCAAUGAGGCUGGGCCGUACCAUGCCUCAGAAAUCCAUUCAGCUAUGCUGGGAGGUAUUUUGUUGCAACUUCAGGGCCACUCAUACGAGAUUGGUCAAUGGUUAACGGCUAGACAAACUCAUCCUCCUGGUCCUUCAGGGGGGUUGGAAUGAAGGUGGCUCCUUAUUCCUUAAAACAGACUCCUUGUAGACCAUUGCCAAACUCACUGCCUUGCAGUUUUUGAACCAAAGGCUUGGGUUGAAAACCCUACUCUUUCUCCUGUCUAGGCCUGGGCAACCUGACCGUAUCCUACCCACGCAAUACUAUGAAUCUUCCCUCAAGCAGUUUCCUGAUGCUCUGACCACCGCGGUGGGUAAUCAACGGUGCCUUAACUGCUGCAUCAAGCAGGGUGGAUAGGGGUUUGGAUGCUACUGCUUAAGUCUUCCCAUCUUAUUCCCCCUCUUGCACUUUUUCAUCCCUAUCGUCGCGUUCUAGCUUCACUUUUACCCCCUGUUUUCAAUCCCCCAAUUCUUGGCGCUUCUCCACCUUGCUUUGAUAGGCGUUUACCUUCUAGUUUCAACUCACGUUCGGACGCGGAGCGUCAUUCCUGCCAUGUCGACAAGCCCAUAUCCAAGCAGGCGGGCAAGUCUAGUUCAUCGGCUUCCAUUUGAACCCUUAGAUCCUCCUUCAGAUUUUCAUGCCUCAAUGUACGCACAUUGCUAUAGCUCAGUCAACAAGCAGCACUUGCCCGAACGUUAGAGACAUUCGAUCGAUAUUUGCUGCUUAUCGGGAGCCUGUCUACAAGACUGGAGAUCUGUGCUCACUUUGCGAUCCCCUUCAGGUGACAUCAGCAGCACUUUCUCGUUGCGCUUAUCCGGUGACGAUGCAGCUUCGAGCACUGGCCAAAGCGGUGUUGGUAUUGCCUUGAUUCUCCGGGCGGAGCCUGCUCUGGUUGAUUAGAUCCCAAUCAGUAUCCGGAUGUGUGCGGUCCGAUUGGCUGGCUCGUUCAAAGCUUCGAAGUCGCGCGAGACUAAUAGGUGUCUAUUCAUCAUCGCUGCCUACGCGCCCACAAACUGUAGCGAUGGUUCGGUAAAAGACGACUUCUAUCGCCAACUGAACGAGCUCCUUCGCCCCGGAAGAGACACGGACACUGUAUUGCUGGUUGGGAUCUGAACGCUCAAGUUGGUAAAAAAUCCACUGAUGUACUGCAUUUGGGCGGCCAACACGGUGUAGGCUCCGGUAAUGAUAGCGGUGUGCGGUUACUUCAUUUGUGUGAAGAUGCUUGCUUAUUUCUUGCGAGCACUUAUUUUCCGACACAGCACCCGUCGGAGGGUGAUUUGGCGCCCACCAGCUAUGGACGCCAAUUGAUCACAUUGCGAUCAGUUGCCGAUGGAGAGGCUGCGUCCAAAACUGUCGCUCGAUUUGGAGCACAUGUGUAAGCACUGACCAUUGGACAUUGUAUUUAAUGGGAAUAAAAGCUCGAGCUUUACAUGAUCCAUAGGGUAAAAAGAGUUCGGGUCGGGUCUGAUGAAAGGUAAGCAACCUUACAGCGGGUUGGAAUCCCGCGUUAGCCGUAUCUUCAUCGGGCUUAUGCGGCAUUUAAACAGAAUGCACGCCGGCUCAAAGCGUGACAUCCCACCACGCCCUCCGAAACGGCUUUGGAAAGGAAGUAGGUAGAAGAAAAAAGAAAGAAAUUCCAUCCAGUAGAAGGUAGUUAUAUUAGGGAAUAUCGCGGUGUAACUCUGCCAGAUGACAGUCCAAGCGGGUCUUAAAGUCCGCCGCAGUGGGUGCCAAGACUAAAUCGGCAGGCAGAGCAUUCCACGGUCGGCAGAUUCGCAAAGCGAAGUAGUGUCGUCUGCAGUUCAGCCGACUGUGCUGAUGUGUGAGCCUCACGUAGGUGGGAGCCCGAUUGGUGCAGUGUGAGUAGGUGGCGACAGGGAUGUCCAGGGUUGGAUAAGAUCAUGAAUACAAGGAUCAGGUCGCCCCGUAGACGUCGGUACUUAAGCGAGUAGAGGCCCAGGCACUGAAGUCGUUGUGGAUAAUCUAGGUGCUUGAGACCUCUGACCAGUUUGGUUGCUCGACGUUGUGGGGCUUCGAAUAUGCGUUGGUCCUUCAACAACCAAGGGCUCCAAGCCUGAAUAGCGAACUCCAAGUGGGGUCGAAGGAAAGCGUUGAGGAGGAGGCGGAA
This is a messenger RNA of Dicrocoelium dendriticum, 5710 nucleotides long. Lineage: Eukaryota; Metazoa; Platyhelminthes; Trematoda; Plagiorchiida; Dicrocoeliidae. The record is from the annotation of a GenBank genome assembly.